Molecule: messenger RNA, 1389 nt
Organism: Rotaria sp. Silwood2
Lineage: Eukaryota; Metazoa; Rotifera; Eurotatoria; Philodinida; Philodinidae
Source: the annotation of a GenBank genome assembly
AUGAAAGUUCUUCUACUCCUGCAUCUACUAGUCGUAUUAAUAUCCGACAUCAAUACUAUAACAUAUGACGAAAACCCUUUUACAUCAACCACCAAUGAUCAACAAAUAUUGGCAAAAGUGAAAAUUUAUUCCAAUCUUGCUCAAAUUAUUCAGCCACUUGGUGAGUUACCACUGGAGUUUUCUGCGGACGACUGGUCUGAAAUUCGUUCUGAUUCAUUGACUCUUAUUGGCUCCAAUGUCAAUAUAACACGACAAACAAUUACUGAAAAGAAAAACUCACUUAACAAUCAAACCAUUUAUGUUCGUUCACCAUCAUCUUCAUCAACAGAAAUAAAAUUUCUCCAAGCAACACUGAUUGAUGAAAAUAUAAAUCUUGUUCAAUUUAUUGAUAAUAAUAUUAGUCAAGAACCAGUCUUUUUUACUGUUUCAUCUGAUCAAAUACUUUAUACUAAUAAACCACUUCAAUCAAAAUAUUAUGUUAAUUUUACAUAUCAUACAACAGAUACAGUAUAUGUUAGUUAUCUUCGUUCAAACCUUAAUUGGAAAACGCGUUAUCAAUUAUAUCUAUUUGACGAAUCAGAGGAACCAAUAUUGAUUGCCAUAGCUGAUAUUCGAAAUGAUGGAAGAUCAAACAUUAAUAUCGAAUACGCUGAACUUUUAGCUGGUGAUAUUAAUUUACAAAUGUCUGAACAACCAAAUCCUAGGGCACUAAAAAAGUAUUACGACGGUAUACCUGAAGAGGACGAGUCGCAAUCUCCACCAACAGUGGAAAAGGGUCAGGAAGUUGCUGGUCUAUAUGUAUAUACUGUGAAUCAAUCAUUUUCUAUUGAUUCAAAAACAAAUUAUCUUUUAACAAUGUUUCGUCCACAAGUGAACGUGACACGUUUUGUACGUAUUUAUAAAACGUAUUUUUAUGGUAUUGGAAAAUCCAUCGGUAAAGGUGAACGUACAUACCGUUUGUCAUCUGAUGUUUUUCUUCCUCGAGGAAAUUGUAUGAUACAUGAAUAUGAUUAUCUGGUUGGUGAAACAUUUUUACCAGAGAUAGCUUCUAAAGAGACACAUGAAUUUUCAAUUGGUCAAGAUCCAGAUAUUUCUUACAACGAAACUGCUAUGUUAAUUUCAUCACGUACAUACAAUGAAACUAUUCAAGCAAACAAUACCAUUGAACGACGAACAGAAUCGAUUUACAAUGUUACUGUUCUGCUAAAAAAUUUUAAGAAUAAUCGAUCAAUAAAUGUGCUAUAUAAACAAAUAAUUCGUGGUCGAUCGGUGCAAUUACUAACAUCUAAUGGUGAAUGCACACAAGAUGGGACAAUAUUUGAAUGUAAAACAACAUUAUCUGCUGAUGAAGAAAAACUUCUCUAUUACAAUGUUCAAAUUGUCAAUUAA